UCGAUCACCUAUCUUCAUCAUGUUCACUAAGACCGCCGUCGCUCUUGCCCUUGUGGCCGUAGCUUUGGGUGCUCCUUCACAGCCUUCUUACGACUACUCUCCACCGGCAACCUAUGACUCUCCUGCCAAGUACGACUUCAACUACGCUGUUAAGGACGACUACUCCGGAAACGACUUCGGUCACCAGGAAGCACGCGACGGAUACAACACUCAGGGUUCCUACUUCGUCCUGCUUCCCGACGGUCGUCUGCAGAGGGUCACUUACACUGUCAACGGCGACUCUGGCUACGUUGCUGAGGUCAGCUACGAGGGUGAGGCCCAGUACCCUGACUAUCAUCCUGCUCCUCCUCACAAGCCUGCUCCUGCUUAUAAGCCUGCUCCUGCUUACAAGCCUGCUCCUGCCUACAAGCCUGCCCCUUCCUAUGAACCCGCUCCCACUUACAAGCCUACCCCUGCUUACGCCUAAGUGUGUAUAACCUAAACUAUAUGCAAGAUAUUUAUUAAACGAAGACCUGAGCA
Molecule: messenger RNA, 519 nt
Organism: Penaeus monodon (black tiger shrimp)
Lineage: Eukaryota; Metazoa; Arthropoda; Malacostraca; Decapoda; Penaeidae
Product: cuticle protein 7-like
Exons: 3
Coding region: 20-466 (148 amino acids)
Cellular component (GO): extracellular matrix
Source: RefSeq, a predicted model, not a curated record